CUCCGUUAAGCACUGAUUGCUCCAGGCGAGACCCUCCUAUUGGUUACGCUGCUGAGCAGCCACCCGCGGCAGCCUUCGCCCUCAUAUUAUGUUGUGCCUCAAGACGGACAAAUGAGGACUUCUUGAGAACUAGACUCAACAUAAAAUUUUCCAUCCAGGAACUAAAUUUAAAUUUCACUAGAUUCUUUGAUGAUCAUUGCUCAUCUUGAUGUGUCACAAGGAAAUGAAAGAUCUCUGGUUGAUCUAGUUUACAGAAAAUGUUUGAGGAGGGAUUGAACCCAUCACCACAACCUUUUAAAAGGGCUCCAAGUUUAGGAUUCACUUUCCAGAUGCUGGCCAGUCUUUAAUGAACAGACAAUCCCAGGCGGGCAUGAGGCCAUGCCGCAGCUGACGCCGUGCGCUGAGUCGCGCGCGGCGCGGCCCGGCCGCAGCCGACUGCGCGUCUACAAGGUGGUGGUGCUGGGCGAGGGUGGCGUCGGCAAGUCGGCCCUGGUCCUGCAGUUCGUCAGUCACAACUUCAUCGAGUAUCAUGACCCCACCAUCGAGGACGCGUACCAGCAGCAGGCGGUGAUAGAUGGCGAGCCGGCGCUGCUCGACAUCCUGGACACGGCCGGCCAGGUGGAGUUCACCGCCAUGAAGGAGCAGUACAUGCGCUGCGGCGAGGGCUUCAUCAUCUGCUACAGCAUCUGCGACCGUCGCAGCUUCGAGGAGGUGGCCGAGUAUCGUCGCCUGUUGAGCCGCGUGCGCGCCUCUGACGACGUACCGCUGGUCAUCGUCGGCUGCAAGCUCGACUUGGACCAGCGGCGCAAGGUGACGCCCGAGGAGGGCCGGGACCUGGCCCGCGAGCUGAACGCGCCCUUUUUCGAGACCUCGGCCGCAUAUCGCCGGUUCGUUGACGACUCGUUCCACGCUCUAGUGCGUAUCAUCCGCAGCCAGGAGCGAGAUAAGACCGAGGAGGAGCAGCGGCGCCAGCGGCGGCGGACGGGCGUCGCGCCGCGCAUCCGCAAGCGCUGGCACCGGCUCUGCAGCCUCGUGUCGCUGGCGUUCCGGCGCCGCCGUCGCGACCGGCUCAAGUCGCCCGCCACAGUGUAGCGGCCCGGCCACGGCCGCCGCCGCUCGUCAGGUCAUGGUGCGUGACCUGGUUAGCAGAGUACGCCGACCGGCCAGCAGAGGCAGCUGCGCGGGUCAUUCCCUGAGGUCUCUCAAGCAGCGGCGAGCAGCGGCCGGCCGGCGAGGACCGCUGCUCUGCUGCCGAGCGUAGCGUUGCUGCAGCGCCGCUUGGCUCGGGCCCAGCGCAGGCCGCUUCAGCAGAUGUUGCUCGGCGCCUCGGCUACGUCGGCGCCGCUGUGUACGCGCCGCGGGACCGUGCGGCCGAGGGCCGUGUCGGUCGCCGCCCACGCCCUCCCUGCGCCUGCG
Molecule: messenger RNA, 1416 nt
Organism: Pollicipes pollicipes
Lineage: Eukaryota; Metazoa; Arthropoda; Thecostraca; Pollicipedomorpha; Pollicipedidae
Product: GTP-binding protein Rit1
Exons: 5
Coding region: 379-1092 (237 amino acids)
Biological process (GO): signal transduction
Cellular component (GO): membrane
Molecular function (GO): GTP binding; GTPase activity
Source: RefSeq, a predicted model, not a curated record